UCUGAUCUUCUUCGUAAGAAAACACAGUGCUAGUACGGCGUCGGUCUUCCUGCCUGUAUUUCACAGGAAUAGUCACAGCCUUUUCAUCGGAUUUAUAGUGAAACCUCAGGAAGCACAUGGUCGCCAUCAAGCCAUGACAUGACAUGACAUGCAUGAAUGAAGUGGAAGUGUUUUAGUAACAUGUCACAUGCAAGUGUUUUUUUCUGUGGAAAGUCCGGGGGUAUUUACAAGGUACCUGGAUUGAUAGAUCACAAACUAUACACGGUGUUACUAACGAGCAAAAUAAAGAGUGCAACAAAUCAAAUAUUUGAGUGAAUUAGCUGUAGUGUAUCUUGGUGGAGGCACUGAACCAACUAACCAUUUAUUUAUUUUAUUUUAUUUAUUUAUUUAUUUUUGGGGGGGGGGCUUACUUGACCUUUUAAUGUUAGUGUAUGUAUAAUUAAAUUACAAUGAAUACAUUAAAACAAUAUUUAAGAAAUAUUAUUGUAAACAUGAUUGUUAGAAUCUUAUGCAAACAUAAUAUAGCUUAGUUCUGAAUGCAUGUCUUAGAUUUCUUUAUUUUCACUAGUUAUUGUUUAUUUUCACAGAAAACUAAGAGAAGAAUUUGCACCUUCAUAACUUUCAUUUGAAUCAAAGUUUUGUUUGCAAUAACAAACCUGAUCAUUACAAACAUCAUGUGAGGUGCCGGUUUUCUAUGCAACAAGAAGCCCGAUAUUGUAAAAGCCCAAAUACUUUUUAUGGCCAUUCCAGCUUUGCUGUAAGGAACUAAAUAUUUGAAUUCAAAAAGUCUAAUGAAUGUAUGUACGAAUGAAUAAAUAAAGCAAGCAGGCAUUGGUUCAAAUAAACAGUAUUCUUUUUACAAUGUGUCAAAUUUCCCUUGCUCUUCAAGUGGAAAUUCCCCCUGAUAAGCUACAUAUAUAUCUACUCAUUGAUAGAAGCCAGACAAUCAUGCUUCGUCUUCUGAUCAUUUUAAGUUUCCUCAGAGGAGCUUAUCUUUCAGAUAUUGUAGCACAAGGAGCCACAGCUGUUGAGUUCGGUCAAGAUGCGUCAUUCUCUUGUGCGCUGUCAGAUGCGUCUGGUGUCAAACAAGUCACCUGGCAGCGGGUGCGCAACACGGAACCGGUACAAACUCUGGCUACAUACAGCGACCUCUUCAAGGAUCAUGUGGAUGAUCAGUAUGUCGGAAAAGUCCAUUUCACAGCAGCAUCAGUUAAUUCAACAUCCAUUGAGAUCAAAAACACAACAUUUGAAGACGAGGCGUGCUACAUUUGUUCCUUCAAAGUGUAUCCAUUCCAGCCUAAACGACAAACCAUGUGCCUCACUGUUAAAGGUAUAUCAGAAAUAACAGCAUCAGUGAAUCCUGCACCUAAUUCUGAUCCAGAUGUUGUAGUCUCAUGUUCAGCCACUGGUAAACCGGCUCCAACUAUCCUCUGGAAAUCUGCAGAGAAAGAGUUAAACUUUGGGUCAAGUAAUUUCACAACUUUCAACAAAGACAGUUCCACAACCAUUACGAGCAACCUCACGCUUCCACUGUCACAGUUUCAUGGGAAGUACGUGGAAUGUGUGACUCAGAGUGACGGCAUAGAGAAGAGCGUCCAUAUCCUUGUGCCUGAUGAAGAUGAUAAAGAGAAUAAAGUCACAUUAAGAAAUUAUAUCAUUCCGAUGCUGGUCUUGAUUAUCAUCAGUAUUGUCAUUAUUGUCACCUGUCUUCACUCCAAGUUAAAUGAUAAAAAAGAUCAAAAAUCUGCUUGUAUGGCUUGAACUACUGUGCAACUGUUACUUUAUUCAGAAUUUAGAAAUCUUUCUGAUGCUACUUUUGUCACAGCUAAAAAAAGUCAUUUCAUGUUUACAUUAGUGAAUAAGCUAAUUUUUAGAUAAUAGUAUAAAUAAUAUCUGGUUAUCUAAGAAAGUCUGCAUUUCUCCACAGUUUCUACAUCCUGCGUCUGCACUUUAAGUUCUUUCAACCUGACAUUCUGUAUUAUUUAUUGUUGUGAGAAUUGUCUAUAGGAUUUUAAAUAAUUCUGUUACAGCUGUCUGUCUUAGAGUAAUAUGCUUAAUUUCAUUUUAAGCAGUAAAUAAUUCUGUAUUUAUUGUGUUCAUGCUUCCAAUUGAGAAAUUGUAUAUCAUAUAGAAUAUAUUUGUUUGUUUGUUUUUCUGUGCAUUUAUUGUGUUGUUUUGUGUGUGUGUGUGUGUGUGUGUGUGUGUGUGUGUGUGUGUGUGUGUGCAUAUAUAUGAAUGAGUAAAUUCUUGUUGUUUUGUUUUAUUAUUUUUUGUCGCAUAUUUGUAAUCAUCUGAAUGUAGUGGAAUUUUUAUUUUUUAUUUUAAGUGUUUGUAAUUGUUUUAUUAUGAAACUUUUUGUGCUGCCAUUUUGGCCAGGACUCCCUGGAAGAAGAGAUUGUCAUCUUAAUGGGACUAUCCUGGUAAAAUAAAGGAUAAAUGAAAAAAAUAAAAAAUAAAAACCUUUUGUAUAAGUGCA
Molecule: messenger RNA, 2476 nt
Organism: Cyprinus carpio (common carp)
Lineage: Eukaryota; Metazoa; Chordata; Actinopteri; Cypriniformes; Cyprinidae
Product: nectin-3-like
Molecular function (GO): cell-cell adhesion mediator activity
Source: RefSeq, a predicted model, not a curated record